UCCAAUCUUGUUCACCGUACCAUCACCAAGUCGCCAGGGCCACUCACCCACCCUCCACCACCACCACCACCACCAUGACAGGCCAAACCACCACUUUUGCGUUGGUCAACCAGACCGGCUCUGCCAACGCGUACGCGUACAUUACGGGGCUGGACCUGAACAACAACAACUCGCCCAUCUUCGUCCAGGCCGACGGCGCGACCGUGUACCGCCCAGUCUCCCCGAGCAGCACCCUCCAGCCCCUGGCCGCCGACGUCGCCAUCUCGCUCGGUAGCCCCGGGUCGACGCGGAACGUCACGGUGCCCCGGAUCGCGGGGGGCCGGGUCUGGUUCGUCAUCGGCGCCAGGCUGACCUUCCUCCUCAACCCGGGCCCGGCCAUUGUCGAGCCGAGCGUGACCAACCCCUCCGACAAGAACUACAGCCUCAACUGGGGCUUCUGCGAGUUCACCUUCAACGCGGACCAGCUCUUUGUCAACAUCAGCUACGUCGACUUUGUCGCCCUGCCCAUCGCGCUCAACCUGCGCAACCGCCAGGGCCGGCAGCAGGUCGUCCGGGGCCUCCCGCCGGGUGGGCUGGACGCGGUCGUCGCCAAGCUCGAGCAGCAGCAGGCCAAGGACAACGCGGGCUGGGCCCAGCUCGUCGUCAAGGCCGCAGACGGGUCCAACCUGCGCGCCCUGAGCCCAAACAGCGCCCGGGUCAUGAACAAUGCGCUGUUCCAGGGCUACUAUCAGGCUUAUGUGGAUCAGGUCUGGGCAAAGUACACCUCCCAAGACCUGACCAUCAACACCCAGGCCCAAUGGGGCAACCAGACCGGCCGGGUCGCGCCGUCCACAGGGCUGCUCACAUUCCCGGGCAUCGGGACUUUUGCCAAGCCAACCGCCGGCGACAUCUUCACCUGCAGCACGGGGCCCUUUGGGUCGUACCCGGACGCCACGCGGGACGCCAUGGGCAACCUGGGCGCGCGCAUCGCCGCGUCGCUCAACCGGACCACCCUGCUGGCCAACCCGCAGCAGCCCGACGGCGAGAAGGUAAGCAGCUACUACGCCGGCGUCGCGGCCACGGGUGCUGCGGCGGGAGUGGCGAACCACUACUCGCGCAUCUUGCACGAGGUCAACCUCGACGGGAGGGGUUACGCCUUUCCCUAUGACGACGUGGUGCCCAGCGGUACUGGGCAGCCCGAGCAGGCGGGCACGGCGUUUGACGGGGACCCGGAUGUCCUGACCAUCACGCUGGGCAGUCUGAAGGCCGCCGGCGCGGCGGCUGGCGCCAGGGAGGCCGAAGUUGCGACGGAGCGUGGAGAUGUGGGAACGGAGGCUGGAAAGGUAGUAGACCCUGGGGAUGCUGGUCAACAAGCACCGGACGGCCAGCAGCGCAAGCAAGAGCUGCGGCGGAGGAGCUUGAAAGCGAGAAUCGGGUCUGUCACGUCCAGGAUGAAGAAGGUGCUAGCAUAGGCCGGCGAUUUCUGUAAUUCUGGCCGCCUGCGACUUCUUGUAUUCAUGACUGCCUGUGCC
This is a messenger RNA of Microdochium trichocladiopsis, 1511 nucleotides long. RefSeq names its product glucanase B. The record is from RefSeq and is a predicted model, not a curated record. NCBI's taxonomy places the organism in Eukaryota, Fungi, Ascomycota, Sordariomycetes, Xylariales, Microdochiaceae. The transcript is spliced from 2 exons. The coding region runs from base 75 to 1451 and encodes 458 amino acids.